GCUGUAUCCGUAAACAACAAUUAUGAGACACAGCUCUUGGAUUAGCUGCUGUUCAGACUUGAGGAACAUGUCAAAGGCACCGGAUAGCAUCCUGAGGCGCCUAAAGGUCCGACGGCAAAAGCAGCGCACUAUCCUGGCCAUGAGAUGGCGCUGUGCCAAGGGCGGCAAGGAAUUCAAGGAGCUGGAUACCUUCUAUCGAGCCAUCAGGCCAUAUCUGUGUGUAGCACAGCUGUUUGGCAUCAUGCCCCUUUCAAAUGUACUCAGUCGGGAUCCGCAGGAUGUAAAAUUCCGCCUCCGAAGCGUUGGAAUGUGCUUUACCGGACUGUUCUUGCUGCUGGGAGGGAUCAAAACUGUAAUGCAGGCGAACAUUCUCUUUAGAACGGGUCUGAAUGCCAAGAACAUGAGUGAGUUGUUGCUGGUUCUUGGGGAAUCCUCAUCCAAAAUCCUUGUUUUUGUAUUUUUUGUUGCAGUGAAUUUGGUUUUCUUGAUUGUGGGGAUCGUCAACUGGUUGAACUUUACUGGCUUCGCUCGUUCCUGGUCGAAACUCAUUCUGCCCUGGAGCUCUUUGGACAUUCUCAUGCAGUUUGCACCCUAUGCUCCGUCCAAGCACAGCCUUCGAUCUAAGCUACGCCUCAUAGGCUGUGUCGUGGGAUCUUUGGCAGUGGUGGAUCACUUGCUGUACUAUGCCUCUGGCUACUACAGCUAUCACAUGCACAUCUUUCACUGCCACACGAAUCACUCGCGUCUGUCGUUCGGAUCCUAUUUGGAGAAGGAAUUCUCAGAAACCUUCGAGCUGCUGCCCUACAACAUGUUCUCCGUUUGCUAUGGCUUUUGGCUAAACGCAGCAUUCACUUUUCUAUGGAAUUUUAUGGAUAUCUUCAUAGUCCUCACGAGCAUUGGUCUGGCGCAGCGGUUUCGGCAGUUUGCAGAUCGGGUUCUGGCAUUGCAGGGUCGUCAAGUUCCGGAUACCCUGUGGUACGAUAUCCGCCGAGAUCACAUACGUCUCUGUGAGCUGGCGAGCCUCGUGGAUGAGAGCAUGUCCAACAUUGUGCUUAUGUCCUGUGCAAACAAUGUCUACGUCAUUUGCAAUCAGGCGCUGGCUAUCUUCACCAAGCUCCGUCAUCCCAUUAAUUAUGUGUACUUCUGGUACUCGCUGCUCUUCCUGCUGGCACGCACUAGCCUUGUCUUCAUGUCCGCCUCCAAGAUACACGAUGCCUCGCUUCUGCCCCUUCGAACGCUCUAUCUGGUGCCCAGCACUCACUGGACAGAGGAGGUGCAGCGGUUCGUCAGUCAAUUAACCUCAGAGUUCGUUGGACUCUCUGGCUAUCGUUUAUUUUACCUCACACGCAAGAGUCUAUUUGGGAUGAUGGCUACACUCGUGACCUACGAGCUAAUGCUCCUCCAAAUGGAUGCCAAGAGCCACAAGGCUGGUCUCCCCGAUCUGUGUGCCUAAAAAAUUGAGUUUCAAUUAUUUUAUGCCCAUGUUUUGUGCAACAGGAAGGGCGUCAUGGGGUUGGGGCUUUCUUUUGGUUUCAAUAAAGAGCCAAAAUUGGUAAUUGGCCAUUUGAAAUAUCA
This is a messenger RNA of Drosophila pseudoobscura, 1575 nucleotides long. It is a transcript of the gene Gr61a, whose product is annotated as Gustatory receptor 61a. Gene Ontology annotation, biological process: detection of chemical stimulus involved in sensory perception of taste; sensory perception of sweet taste. Gene Ontology annotation, cellular component: membrane. Gene Ontology annotation, molecular function: sweet taste receptor activity. The transcript has 7 exons. Lineage: Eukaryota; Metazoa; Arthropoda; Insecta; Diptera; Drosophilidae. The coding region runs from base 23 to 1453 and encodes 476 amino acids. The record is from RefSeq and is a predicted model, not a curated record.